Molecule: messenger RNA, 659 nt
Organism: Salmo salar (Atlantic salmon)
Lineage: Eukaryota; Metazoa; Chordata; Actinopteri; Salmoniformes; Salmonidae
Product: fatty acid-binding protein, adipocyte
Molecular function (GO): lipid binding
Source: RefSeq, a predicted model, not a curated record
GGCUUCAAAUAUGACAACGGGCCCAGAUGUAAUUAUUGUUUAGUCGAAGCUGUGUGCGUUUGUCAGUUAACUUGGUUUGUGUAGCGAUUAGCUCAAAUUUACAACAUGGUCGAGGCAUUCAUUGGAACUUGGAAGAUGACUUCCAGUGAGAAUUUUGAUGAAUAUAUGAAGGCAAUAGGUGUGGGCUUUGCUACUCGGCAGAUGGGGAAUAUGGCGAAGCCCAAUUUGCAGUUCAGCAUCGACGACGGUGUAAUAUCAAUGAAAUCCCAGAGCACUUUCAAAACUACAGAGACCAAGUUUAAAUUGAAUGAAGAAUUCGACGAGAUGACUGCAGAUGACAGGAAAACCAAGACUCUGAUGACCUUUGAGAACGGAAAACUGGUGCAAAAACAGACUUGGGACGGCAAGACUACCACGCUCGAGCGGGAGUUGCAAGAUGGAAAAUUGAUUGCGAAAUGUGUAAUGGAUGAUGUGGUGGCGCUGAGGACCUAUGAGAAAGAGGUGUGAUUCCAGUCUGCUGAAUUGAAGACCCCCACCAGCAAAUCAAAAACAUGCAUAUUAUCUGUUCAAUACCUACCAUGUUAAAUUCACUGACUACUCAAUUGGUACCAAAAGCCCAUGAAGCUUUCAAUAAAGUCAAUUGUUGUGCUUUGUGAAAA